Molecule: messenger RNA, 1258 nt
Organism: Peromyscus eremicus (cactus mouse)
Lineage: Eukaryota; Metazoa; Chordata; Mammalia; Rodentia; Cricetidae
Gene: Tmem164
Product: transmembrane protein 164
Source: RefSeq, a predicted model, not a curated record
GGAGCCCAGCCGAGUGCCGCCUGGGGCUGCGGGAAGUGCGGGGAGACGGAGCGAUCGGUGGAGCCCGGGCGGCGGGGCCGAGCAGCGGAUUGGCCAACGGCUCCUUUCAACCCUGCCUCGUUGGUGGCCACUGAGAAGCGCGGGGGGCUCCCCAGACAGCCGUGGGGACAAGUUAGAGCCAGCACUUUACCCCCGGGCCUCGCGUGUAGCUUUCCCUCCCCUGUUCUAGGUGCCCCAGUGUCCAGAGGGGGGUGCGGGUGUGCCCUCCUUAAUGUUCCACCGCCCGGGCAACCCCUUCGGUCUCGUGUUCCAUCUCGCUCUUGCUUCUGUACCGUAGUCAAGUGGAGCCACUUUGCAUCAUGUCCCGGUAUAGCUACCAAAGUCUCCUGGACUGGCUCUAUGGGGGUGUCGACCCCAGUUUUGCAGGCAAUGGGGGCCCCGACUGUGCUGCCUUCCUGUCUUGGCAGCAGCGGCUGCUGGAAAGUGUGGUGGUCCUGACCCUGGCCCUGUUGGAGAUCCUGGUGGCCCUUCGGCACAUCCUGAGGCAGACGGAGGACGGUAGGGGUGGCCGUGGCAGCCAGCCACAGCAGGUGACCCAGCGGCCAGAGGAAGGCAAGGAGAGCCUGAGCAAGAAUCUGCUCUUAGUAGCCCUGUGCCUGAUCUUCGGGGUGGAGGUGGGCUUUAAGUUCGACAAGACCGUCAUCUACCUGCUCAACCCUUGUCACCUGGUCACCAUGAUGCAUAUCUUCCUCCUGGCCUGCCCUCCAUGUCCGGGAGCUAUCGUCAUCUUCAAGUUACAGAUGCACAUGUUGAAUGGAGCUCUUUUGGCAUUGCUGUUUCCUGUGGUAAAUACCCGACUGCUCCCCUUUGAACUGGAGAUUUACUACAUCCAGCAUGUUAUGCUCUACGUGGUCCCCAUCUACCUGCUUUGGAAAGGAGGUGCUUACACCCCAGAGCCCCUCAGCAGUUUCCGGUGGGCUCUUCUCUCGACGGGUCUCAUGUUCUUUUACCACUUCAGCAUCCUGCAGAUCCUCGGCCUGGUCACCGAAGUGAAUUUGAACAACAUGCUGUGUCCGGCCAUCUCAGACCCAUUCUACGGCCCCUGGUAUCGCAUCUGGGCCUCGGGACACCAGACUCUCAUGACCAUGACCCACGGGAAGCUGGUCAUCCUGUUCUCAUACAUGGCUGGGCCCUUGUGUAAAUAUCUGCUGGAUUUGCUCCGGCUUCCAGCCAAGAAAAUAGACUGAAGGUGCUUGGA